This is a messenger RNA of Fukomys damarensis (Damara mole-rat), 3603 nucleotides long. RefSeq names its product integrator complex subunit 12 (gene Ints12). The coding region runs from base 1951 to 3480 and encodes 509 amino acids. Gene Ontology annotation, biological process: snRNA 3'-end processing. Lineage: Eukaryota; Metazoa; Chordata; Mammalia; Rodentia; Bathyergidae. Gene Ontology annotation, cellular component: integrator complex. The record is from RefSeq and is a predicted model, not a curated record. The transcript is spliced from 8 exons.
GGAGGGUUCUCCGGCCCGGCCGUCCCCCACUGUCAGCGAGGACUGAGUCUCCCUCGAGGGGUCGUGGACGGGACACGCGGGUGGGCCCCGGAACCCCGUCCUUCCCCGGGGCACAGCCCGCUUUGGUCCCCGCGCCCUCGUCUCUGGCGUCUGUGCUAGGCCUCCCUCGUGUGGUGCUGUGAUCGGAAGGUUAGCACAGUGUCCCUGAGGUUCCCCUCCCGUCGCUUUCCGGCUUCUCUGCGUCUUCCUUCAUGUUGGGAUCGGUGCCUGUAUCACCUGCCCUACGUUUCCUGGCGUGUCCCUAAGGUAUCAGUAUAAUCCAGGGCCAGGGCCUCCGUGGAGGGUCUUUGAAAGAAUGUUUAUUGGAAAGGAUUGCAAAAGCUUGCAAAGACAGGAGAGGAAAGCUCUCCAGAGCUGUUAGGAGGUGGCAGUCCUAAGACUGCACUGUCCUGAGUACCGGCGGUUUGCACAUGCGGAGGGAGGACCCGACUUCUGACUCAUUCGGAGAUGAGCAGGUAGUGUGAAAAAUGAGAUAGAAGGGAAUGCGUGUAUUUAUAUAUGAAUUCCCGAUUUAGGUUGGAGAGAUCACAGCAGCCCUGAGAAUGACAUUUAAGUACAAACCUAGUUCAUUCAUUCAAUAAAUAUUUUAAGUACCUGUCAGAUUUCAAGAAUUCAGGAAAUGACAGUGAACAGCAACAACAAAAGUCCCUGUGCAAGGAGUUUGCACUCUACUGGGAUUGAUGAGUUUAAGCCAGGUGAAAGAUAAAGAUAAGAGUACUGUAGUUAUAAAUAUUGUACAGUACAAAUUCCCAAUCAUGAAGUAGGUGGUUUUGGUGAUGCUAUUUUGCUGUUUGGUUUUUUGGGCGGUAGGACGCUGAGUUUCCUUUGUGCCUUUUGCAGAAAUGGACCGGAAAGUGAUUAGAACUCUGUGGGAUGCUCUCCCAGCCCUUAAAUACUCAGUUUUAUGGGUAGUGCAACACUUGUGCAGAGAGUAGUGUUCAACAUAGACAGUCUUGAUACCACAAGAAACACUGGAAAAUACACUAGGAGGAAGAGCUUAUUAAUAGGAUUUGGAGUGAAAAAGCACAGUAGGUAUGGCAGUCUCCACUAUAAAUUAUAUUUGAACUGGAUCUUGAUAGGAUUUGGAACUAUAAAGAAGGGUAAAGGCUUCCCAGACCAAAAAAAAAAAAAGUUAUGCCGGCCAAGAAUUCAGCUGUAAGGAAUAUUUGGGAAAGGAAUGGCAGUUUUUGUGUCAGUUAAUGAAUCUUCUUAGAGUCUAGGCCAAGAAAUUUGAGCUUUAAUGUAUUUUGACUGAUGGGAAGUCUUAAACUUUUUAGCAGGAAAAUAAAAAUGAAAAAGAAAACUUUAUUUCAGAAAAUGAGUUUGACUAAUGUUGAAGUAAAGGCUAAAAACUAGAUUAUUGUUAUCGUUCAAGUAAGUUAAAUGAGAACUCGAAUUAUCAGUGCAAAUGAAAAAUGAGAUAUAUAGAGGGUGUUGGUGAGUCAGAAUCCACAGGAAAGCCCUGUUGAUUGGAUGCAAGGAGUAAGGCUCAGUGAGGAAAAGAUAACAGAGAGUUUUGUUACUUAUUGAAAUAAAGUGUGAGAGAUAAUUUUUCAGGGAAACAUUCAUUAUCUCAAUUUUAGUUGUAACUUUAUUUUAGAUACCGUUGGGGCAAUCAGGUAAAGAUGUCUAUGAAGCAGUUAGAAAAGUGGGAUCCGAGCUGAGUGGGGGCAGUUGUCUAGAGAGUUUAGCGGAAAACAUAGUAUGUAGAAUGUAGGAAAACCAUGGUAGCAGAACCAAAGAAGGUAGGCAAGGAUAGAUCUGUGAGCAAUACUGAGACAACAGGGAUGAAAAGACGGGCCAGAGACAGAGACAGUGACCAGAGACAGAAGAGGAAAACCAGUCUAACCACUCUCAAAGAAGAGGCCUCUGGAAGCGAGAGUACCUAGAAUGUGUUUAGUUGGCCUGCACUUGGUAACUCCAGGGACACAGCCAAGUCCAGCUGGCAGAUCUUGGAAGAGAAACAGCGUUACAAAGAGAAAUUUAUCACUGGCAAAAGACCCCAUCACAUCAUCUAGGGAAGAUUUUGCAAUGGCUGCAACUGUGAACUUGGAACUGGAUCCCAUUUUUUUGAAAGCACUAGGUUUCUUACAUUCAAAGAGUAAAGAUUCUGCCGAAAAGCUGAAAGCACUGCUGGAUGAGUCUCUAGCUCGGGGCAGUGAUUCCAGUUACCGCCCCACUCAGAAGGAUGUGGAACCACCCAAAAUUUCAAGCACAAAAUCUCUUCCUAUUAAGCAAGAGCCCAAAACAUCAUCCAGUCUUCCUCCUGGCAAUAACAAUGGCAAGGUCCUUCCAACUGAAAAGGCAAAGAAAGAGGCUGAAAAGAGGCCUGCUGAUAAAAUGAAGUCAGAUAUCACUGAAGGAGCUGAUAUUCCAAAGAAACCUAGAUUGGAGAAACCAGAGACACGGUCCUCUCCUAUUACCGUCCAGACCAGCAAGGAUUUGGCCAUGGCUGACCUCUCCAGCUUUGAGGAGACCAGCGCUGAUGACUUCGCCAUGGAGAUGGGGUUGGCCUGUGUUGUUUGUAGACAGAUGACAGUGGCCUCUGGUAACCAACUGGUGGAAUGUCAGGAGUGCCAUAACCUCUACCACCAGGACUGCCACAAGCCCCAGGUGACAGACAAGGAGGUGAACGACCCUCGCUUGGUGUGGUAUUGCGCCCGAUGCACCCGACAGAUGAAGAGGAUGGCUCAAAAAACUCAGAAACCACCACAGAAACCAGCCCCCACCACUGUUUCUGUAGCUCCGGCUGUGAAGGAUCCCUUGGUUAAGAAACCAGAAACCAAACUCAAGCCAGAGACCACCUUCCUAGCGUUCAAGAGGACAGAAGUCAAGACAUCCACUGUUAUUUCGGGAAGUUCCUCUAGCGCCAGUGUUUCCUCUUCAGCAACCAGUGGCCUAACUGGAUGGGCAGCUUUUGCAGCCAAAACAUCCUCUGCUGGUCCAUCAACAGCAAAAUUGAGUUCCACAACGCAAAACAGUGGCGGGAAGCCUGCCGCCGCCUCAACUGGCCAGAAGCCCGUGGGUUUGACUGGACUGGCGACAUCUUCCAAAGGUGGACUCAGCUCCAAGCUAGGGUCCGGCAACAGCACUUCACCCACUGUGCCACUGAAACCACCACCUCCUUUGACCCUGGGCAAGACUGGCCUUAGUCGCUCGGUUAGCUGUGACAAUGUCAGCAAAAUAGGUCUUCCAAGCCCCACCACUUUAGUUUCAGGAAGCAGCAGCCAAGUAAGUGGGAAUGGAAAUAGCGGCUCACCAGGGCCCAAUGGGAAUUCCACCUGCAAAACCGCUUCCGAAGCCAGCAGCAGCCCCGCAGCUUCCCUUAAAGGUCCAACGUCACAGGAGUCCCAGCUCAACGCCAUGAAGCGGUUACAGAUGGUCAAGAAGAAAGCGGCCCAGAAGAAACUCAAGAAGUGAGGUAGCUGCGUAGCUUGUUCUGCCGUGUUACCCUGGAGGUGAAAAAGCUACUGUAGGACAUGCACUGCCGUAUUCCGUAAUUUAAUAAAAAUCUUGAUAAUCCCUCUUUAUCGUCUCUUACCU